AUGGAAAAUUCGUUCGCAGAAAAUAUUCAGAAACCCUUGAUUUCAUUCAGCAUUGAAGCCAUAACCAAUAAACUUGAUAUAUAUGACGAGGUUUGCAACAAUGAUGGGAAUAAGAUGCCACUUUGGAGAGAAAAAAAAGACUCUUUGCCUGUAAAAAAUCAGGAAAAAAUCAUUCCCGAAGCACGUGCUUCCAUAUUCUCGAAACCCUUUUUUAUCUGGCUCGAUGAACUGUUGCGCAUUGGCCGCAAGAAACAUUUAGAGCGUGAGGAUCUAUACUUUCUUAAUAACGAAAGACUGGCAAGAGUAUUAACAGACAGAUUUGAAAAAGAGUGGAAAAAAGAAUUGGAGAAACUAAGAAAAGGAAAGAAACCAUCAUUACUUUUGGCUCUCAAUCGUGUGGUUGGAUUCCAAUUUUGGAUAGCUGCUGUUAUGAGAUUGAUUGCUUACUUGUCGCAGGUUUUUUCGCCCUUGGCAAUUCAGGCAAGUACAUGUUCGGCAGAGGAAAAUAUAAUUCCGAGUGCGGUAAAAUAUGAUUGCCGUUCUGAUGAGGCCAUAAUACUAUUUUCGACAGAGUCAUUUGAAUCAAAAGGCAACAACGCACCAUCGAUAUAUCAAGGAAUAUUAUUAUCAACAAUCCUCUUUCUCAUGUUACAAUGCUACGCGAUAACAAGCAAUUGGUGUCUCUGGGCGUCAGCGCAAUGCGGUCUCCUGGUUCGCACAAUUUUAAUCACGGCUAUAUACCGAAAGGCGUUGGUACUUAGCGGAAAGGCACGAAAAGUUUUCACCUUAGGAAAGAUCACAAAUAUUAUGUCUACGGAUACGACUCGCAUAGAUUGGGUUUCGGUGUAUGUACAUUUCAUAUGGGCAACUCCACUUUUGCUUACGAUAGCGCUUGUCCUAUUGAUCAUGAAUAUUGGAUUAUCGGCGUUGGCGGGAUUCGGAUUGAUGGCUAUCGCUGGACCUCUGCAGGGUAAAAUAAUGCAAACCUUAGUCUCCAAAAGAAGGAAAGCGGCAAAAAUGACAGAUGAGCGGGUGAAAACCACGCAGGAAGUCUUACAAGGCAUUAGGAUGGUUAAGUAUUAUGCGUGGGAAGAAAGCUUUUUAAAUAACAUUGAAAAGUUGAGAAUUAAAGAGACUGGUUAUAUUCGAACACUAUUGGUCGUACCAGUUUUUGCUAGUAUUCUCUCUUUUGUUAUAUUCGUGCUUGUCGGUGGGGUACUCACACCAGACAUAGUUUUUACAUCAUUGGCAUUGUUUAGUGUCGUUCGCUUUCCGUUAAAGCUUUUUCCUAUGGUAGUAGCAGGGAUUACAGAUGCCUGGGUUGCAUUCGAUCGGAUACAACAAUUGCUGAUGGCCGAAGAAUUGGAAUAUUUGCCUCCGAUAGAUCUCACCUCUGAUUUUGCGAUAAUGGUGACUGAUGGAGAAUUUUUAUGGGAGAUGACACCUUCAACGAGCGAUGACAUUAAAACACCCCUAACGGAUAAAGAGGAGGUAGUGGAGUAUUCUCCAUCAACUAUUUCCGCCGACGAUAAGAAGAUACGUCUAAGUAAUAUAAAUAUACGCAUUAAACGCGGUGCACAUGUAGCAGUAGUGGGUUCUGUUGGUGCAGGAAAGUCAUCUCUACUGUCUGCAUUAAUCGGGGAGAUGAAAAAAAUAAAGGGAGAAGUGAUUUUUGGCGGGAGCGUCGGAUAUUGCUCGCAAAAUGCUUGGCUGCGUAACGCUACCAUUAGAGAUAAUAUUCUAUUUGGACGAGCAUUUGAUGAGAAAAAGUAUAAGAAGAUUAUCAAAGAUUGUUUUCUUGAACCAGAUUUGAAAUUAUUUCCGGCAGGAGAUAUGACUGAGAUAGGGGAGAAAGGGAUUAACCUUUCUGGAGGGCAAAAGCAACGGAUAAGCAUUGCAAGGGCUGUCUACUUUGAUGCAGAUAUUGUUCUUUUGGAUGAUCCCCUUUCAUCUGUUGAUGCUCACGUCAGCAAUCAUUUAUUCACACAAUGUAUUCAAGGCGCUUUGUCAGAGAAGACAGUAAUUCUUGUUACUCAUCAACUGAAUAUUUUGUCACAAGUAGACCACAUUUUGUGUAUGGAGAAUGGUAGAAUUGUAGAUCAAGGAACUUAUGAAGAGUUAAUGCGUGACGGAAAAAAAUUUUCAGCAUUGAUAGAAGAAUACGGAAAAUCAGAUAAUAAUGAGGAAAAAAAGAAAGCUGUAUACAUUGAAGAAAUUACAGGUGGUGAUGUUAAAGGGGAAUCUUCGCUAGACAUACCUGAUAAAGGAAUGAUGACUCAAGAGGAAAGAUUGGUGGGGGCGGUGAAAAUAGAAGUUUAUUAUUCAUACAUUAUGGCGGCUGGUGGAUUAUUUUUGAUUCCAUUAGUAGUUUUUCUGCUAGUGAUGAUGCAAGCGAGUAACCUGGG
Molecule: messenger RNA, 2405 nt
Organism: Acaulospora colombiana
Lineage: Eukaryota; Fungi; Glomeromycota; Glomeromycetes; Diversisporales; Acaulosporaceae
Source: the annotation of a GenBank genome assembly